Boeremia exigua is the source of this 3690-nucleotide messenger RNA. RefSeq lists its product as uncharacterized. The record is from RefSeq and is a predicted model, not a curated record. The transcript is spliced from 2 exons. NCBI's taxonomy places the organism in Eukaryota, Fungi, Ascomycota, Dothideomycetes, Pleosporales, Didymellaceae. Gene Ontology annotation, cellular component: Ski complex. Gene Ontology annotation, molecular function: protein binding. Bases 189 to 3608 code for a protein of 1139 amino acids.
CGCUAGCGUGACCCACCAACCGUGGAAACGACAAACAUACCUAACCACUUCGUGGCCACGCGCAAUUCCCCUUUUCACCAUCUUGUCGUCGUUCCUUACGUUAGAGAAGUAUAAAACCUGUCUUUUUCUUGUUCUGCAACGAACGGAGUCCAACAUAGGAAAGAGCUGGAUCGAAAAGUUCAGCAGUCAUGGCGUCACAUGCAGACAGCGCGCACGACCUGCUGGAUCUCGACAUUGGGACACUGCGGCGAUACGUCGAAUUCUUCCCGACAGAGGGGCUUUCAAAAGUUAUUACUGGUUAUUUGAGUAGCGGUGUAUCAAAGUACCCGCUGGUACAAGAGAAGGGAGAAGCUCCAGAUCUGAGCGAGGGCGGGGUAUCCUUGAGCGUUGACACGCCUGUAUCGCAAGAUGAUUGUUUGGCAUUGAUGACAGAAGGCAUUCUGGAAGCUAGGAAGUCCGCUCUUGCACAUGUAUUACUAGGAGACUUCUAUCUCUCAUUGGAAGAAUACGAGAGUGCGGUGGAGUGUACUAGGAAGGGCCUGAAGCUUGCAAAAUCGGAAGCUAGAAAGACCGAUCUGUCGUUUCAACGGACGAGGGAUGCGUUGAGCAGUACUCUUGCAACAGCCCUCGUAUACUACCAGGCUCCUAGGAACCACCUGGAGGCCAAGCAGAUAUUCCAGGAGAUCCUGAAACGGAAACCACGGUUCACAGCCGCGCUUAUCGGUCUGGGUCUGAUCCUCGAGGAGGACGAAGAUUACAAGGAAGCUGCAGAUUUCCUGGAGCAGGCGCUGAAGCUGGAUCCUGAGAAUGGACGCAUCGGCGCAGAAGCAGCGUGGUGCCAGGCACUCGCUGGCGACUACAAGACCGGUCUCGACAAGCUCCAAGGCUACCUGGACCACCCACAUAUGGAUGCUUCCAAGCCACGUGGCCGAGAUCUGCGAGCUCAGACUCUCUAUCGAAUCGGUGUGUGUAUGUGGGAACUUGAUCCUUCCAAGGCUGCCCGAAAGAACCGUCAAGGAGCCUACGCCAUGCUUCUCGCUGCCAUCAAGGCGAACCCGAACUACGCGCCCGCCUACACGCUGCUCGGUAUCUUCUAUGAGGAGUACAAUAAGGAUCGCCGACGAGCAAGACAAUGCUUCCAGAAAGCUUUCGAACUUUCUCCCUCUGAGAUUGUAGCAGCAGAGCGACUUGCCCGGCUUUUCGCGAACCAGGGCGAAUGGGAUAUUGUCGAAGCUGUUUCACAGAGAGUUGUUGAUUCUGGAAAAGCGAAGCAAACGCCGGGCUCGAAGAAGAAGGGCGUCAGCUGGCCUUUCUCUGCAUUGGGUGUUGUGCAGAUGAACAAGCAGGAGUAUCAGCAGAGCAUCGUGUCCUUUCUGUCGGCUCUUCGUAUAAGCCCAGACGACUACUACUCUUAUGUUGGUCUUGGCGAAAGCUACCACAACUCUGGACGAUACAACUCUGCACAGCGCGCCUUCAACUAUGCGCAAAAUCCCACAGACGGCGUGGUCAUGAAGAAGACAGAAGACGAAAGCUGGUUUACCAAGUACAUGCUUGCCAACGUCAAUCGCGAGCUGAGCGAGUUUGAUGAAGCGCUACAGGGAUACGAAACCGUCUUGUCGCAACGACCACAGGAGUUCGGCGUCUCCAUCGCUCUCAUUCAGACUCUAGUGGAGAAGGGCUGGCAUUGCAUUGAGACUGGCUUCUACGGAGAGGCAGUGGACAGCGCUAUCCGUGCCAUCGAAGUCGCCAACACAGUCACGUCAUACAAGCCUGAUGCGUUUAACCUCUGGAAAGCUGCUGGAGAUGCUUGCAGUCUGUUCAGCUGGGUGCAGGAGAAGCUUGACAAAUUUCCCUCUGCUGACGUCGAGCGCUUACUGCAGAGCAAAUCAGAUGUUGGCGUGGAUUUUGACGCACACAAAGGCCUUGAUGGUAUUGGCAAGGACGAGCUUGCAGGCCUCUCUUCCAGCGAAUCAUCGGUCUUGACAAAGGUUCUCAAGGCUUCGAUACUUGCGCAGAAACGAGCCAUCGCAAGUUGCGAGCAUGACAUCCAUGCGCAAGCUGUAGCAUGGUACAAUCUCGGCUGGACCGAAUACCGCGCCCACAUCUGCCUGGAACAAGAGGGGAAUGAGGAGCAGAAGCUCACAACUUUCUUGAAAGCUGCGAUGAAGUGCUUCAAGCGCGCUAUUGAGCUCGAAGCUGGCAAUGCCGAAUUCUGGAAUUCACUCGGUGUAAUCACCACCACACUCAGCCCGAAAGUCGCACAGCACGCGUUCGUGCGUUCUCUCCAUCUCAGCGAUCGCAAUGUGCAUGUAUGGACGAACCUCGGUACACUGUACUUGCUACAGAACGACUUGGAGCUCGCAGACACAGCGUUUGGACGUGCACAAGCGCAAGACCCUGACUACGCCCUUGCCUGGGUGGGCGUGGGCCUGAUCGCGCUUCUUAGUGGAAAGGAAAAGGACGCUUUUGCCCACUUCACGCAUGCCUUUGAGCUCUCCGACUCCUCGCUGCUCCUGACGAAGCGACAGUAUGCUGUCUCGGCCUUUGACUUUGUCGUAUCGUCGUCGUCGUCUUCCAGUUCUAUUGUCGACCUCAUUCAACCGCUGUUCGCCCUCCAGCAGCUCAACCGCCAGGCUCCAUAUGACCUAUCACACAAGCAUCUCACAGCGCUAUUCCUGGAGAGAGUCGGCAACUACGAUGCUUCAGUGGCAGCUCUUCAGGCUGUGUCUGAGGCUGCCGAACAGGAGUACGAGAAGUCAGAGGCGGUGUCUGCUCUUGCGCGUAUCGUACAAGCCAAGAACGACCUCGCACGAAACCAGCUGGCUGUAGGAUCGAACGAAUCCGCCGUCGAGGAGGCCGAGACAGCCUUGGAUCUCCUGGCCGAGCUUGAAGGCGACGCUGGCCAGUCUAUCUUAUCCGCCCCGCAGCUCGACAAAAUCCGUCUGUCUGCACGUCUCACAGCAGGCCUCGCACACUACUUCAACGGCGCUCUCGACGCCGCGCUGCCCUACUUCCGCACCUCCCUCGAAGCCACCAGCUCGCACCCCGACAUCAUCUGCCUCCUCGCAGAAGUACUCUGGGCAAAAGGCGGCACCAACGAACGCCAAGUAGCGCGCGAACAGCUCUUCACCGCCGCCGAAACCCACGGGUCCCACGUCGGCAUCCUGACCCUCAUCGGCGCCAUGACCGUACUCGAUGACGACACCGACACCAUGCACGCCAUCAAAGACGACCUCGACCGCAUGCGUACAGACACCUCGCUCGCGCCCUCGCAGCUCGCCCGCAUCGAGACGGUUCUGGAAGCUAUCUCGCUUACCCUCGGCGGCGCGAACGAUCUCGACGACGCGCGCCGCAGCGUUGUGCUUGCGCCGUGGAAGCACGCGGGCUGGGCGCAGCUGGCGCAAGCAGCGGGCGAUGCGUUCGCGAGCACCCUAGCCAAGGAGACGGCACGACGAAAUGCGCCGCCGAACGGGGCACUUGGGGCUGUUGGACUUGCGGGUGCGAUGGCAGCGACGGGAGAUGUGGGCGAUGCGCAGAGGGCGGUUGUGCUUGCGCCGUGGAAGCAGGAGGGCUGGGCGGGGCUUGUUGAGUGUGUGCAGGGUGCGUGAAUGGUGCGAGAAUGCCGUAUACCCUUUGACGUGUAACAUUUGAAAAGUGGAAUGGAAACCAGUGCCAGACGUCCUGACUAAA